AUGAAUCGAACCGACGGAGAGCUCCAGCAGGCCGAGGCCGAUGCCUCAAACUGGGGCGAAGAAAAGUACAGUGCUUCGGCGGAGGGAGAUCGACCCACGACAUCAGGCACGACCGGCUCAUCGUCUGGCUCAAGCAGUUCAGUCGAGUAUGACCCAUAUGUCCACAGGCUGCAAUCGCGCAACACAGAAGUUGAUCUGGAGCGCCGACGAUCAACAACUUCACAAGCACUCAGCAGAAUUGAAACCCAGCGACUUCAACAUCAGCUUACCCUACCGAAUCGCGAUGACUACGUGGUGGAAUUUGAUGGCCCUGAUGAUCCUCUGUAUCCGCAGAAUUGGCCGCUUCGGACAAAGGUGUAUAUUGGUGCCAUGCUCGCCUUCACAAGUAUUUGUUCAACUUUCGAUUCCGCCAUCUUUAGCUCCUCAUCUCAAAACGUCUCGAAGCAUUUCGAUGUUGGCCUUGAAGUCUCCGUCCUGUCAAGCUCGCUGUACAUCGUCGGAUACGCGUCCGGGCCACUCAUCUGGGCACCACUAUCUGAGCUCAAAGGCCGCCGUCCAGGAAUUGUGGUUGCCAUGCUUGGGUUUGGAAUUUUUAACACCGCUGUUGCAGUAUCCAAAGACAUACAGACGCUUAUGAUCUGUCGCUUCUUCUGUGGUAUCUUUGGCAGUUCACCAUUGGCCGUCGUGGCUGCGGUUUUCUCUGACAUUUUCAACAACCGCACUCGUGGUGUCGCAAUUGCUUGUUUCUCCGGCACAGUCUUCCUGGGCCCUCUUAUUGCCCCCUUCAUCGGUGGAUUCAUCAAUAUGUCUUACCUUGGUUGGCGCUGGACCGCCUACAUUCCUGCCUUCAUGGGCUACGCUGCUUUCCUGAUGAAUCUUUUCUUUUUGAAAGAGUCCUACCCACCUGUCGUUCUUGUCGAAAAGGCCGCAGAGUUGCGUCGCCGCACGAAGAAUUGGGGAAUCCACGCUAAGCAAGAAGAAAUCGAGGUUGAUUUCAAAGAGCUGGUCAUCAACAACUUCUCUCGCCCGCUUAAACUGCUAUUCUACGAGCCUUUGAUCCUGGCUGUGACAGUCUACCUCAGCUUCAUUUAUGGGCUUCUCUACUGCUUCUUGACAGCCUACACUCUUGUCUUCCAGCAGGUGUACGGUAUGAAUGCCGGCGUCGGUGGCCUGCCCUUAUUCGGAAUGAUUAUUGGCCUGUUCCUCGCUGCAGCAUACAUCAUUUUGACUGCCCCAUCUUACGUUAAGAAGCUGGAAAAGAAUGGAAAUGUUCCGGUCCCCGAGUGGCGUCUUCCGCCAGUGAUGGUAGCAGGUGGUAUGUUCGCUGCUGGGCUUUUCUGGUUCGGCUGGACAGGAUUCAGCGGUACCAUUCACUGGAUUGUGCCCACGCUGAGCGGUCUGUUCACUGGCUUUGGUCUGUUGAUCAUAUUUAUUCAACUGUUCAACUACCUAAUUGAUACCUAUCUUAUGUUUGCCGCAUCGGCCAUCGCUGCUAAUACAUUCUGUCGCUCAAUGGUUGCGGCAGCCUUCCCUCUUUUCUCCCGUCAAAUGUUUGAUGGUAUGGGUAUCCAAUGGGCGUCCACCUUGCUUGGCUGUGUCGCCGCUGUUCUGGUCCCGAUUCCAAUUGGAUUCUACUUCUUUGGCAAAAGACUGAGAAUGAAGAGCAAGUUCGCUCCUUUCUUUGAGCCCGCCCAGGAAUCCUGCGCUGUGGAACCCGAAGAAGAAAUGGAAAGAAACUGA
Molecule: messenger RNA, 1740 nt
Organism: Penicillium waksmanii
Lineage: Eukaryota; Fungi; Ascomycota; Eurotiomycetes; Eurotiales; Aspergillaceae
Product: MFS transporter
Exons: 4
Coding region: 1-1740 (579 amino acids)
Biological process (GO): transmembrane transport
Molecular function (GO): transmembrane transporter activity
Source: RefSeq, a predicted model, not a curated record